ACAAUGCCGUUCCCCAGAGAGUGAAUGAUUUUCCUGGCUCCUUCUAGAAUUCUACGCGAACGUUCUAUAGUUUCAGUGUUCUUAAAAUUGUUUAAUGGCAGAAAAGUCCCUGAGGGUAAUUGUUGCGUCAUGUUAUAGAACCUUUUUCGAAAACGUUCUAAUCACAUAUCUGUGAUCGUACUCCCAGGGGCCCAGCUGCAUCUCAUUACAUAUUUGUGACCGUACUCCUCAACAGGUUAAAAGUAGGUGCGCUUGUUCCAUGGUGGAUUGCUAUUAUAAUGGCAGAUUUGCCAGGCGCACGCACGCCAGGAGCGGUUCACAGCUGAGGAGACCGACAUUCUCGUCGGGGCCGUAAAAGACAGAGAAAUGGCAUUGUAUAGGGAUGGGAGAAACCCACCCAAAUUAGCUUUGGUUAAACAGGCGUGGGAGGAAAUUGCCACAAUUGUUUCUACGGCUGGCAUCCCCAGGACAUCGCACCAGUGCCGCAAGCGCUACAACAACGUCAGAAGACAGAAGACAAGCUUGCUGGCAACCAUCGGACAGGCCGUAUAACUGGAGGUGGAUAUACUUCUACUCAGGACCUGACGCCAGCAGAGGACAUCGCUGCGUUCACCAUCACCACUGAAAGCAUGGGAUUUGGGGGCUUGGAAAUCGAUACACUAGCUGUCCAACCCCAAGUUUUGCAAGAAGAAGACCCUGGCUUCGAUAGCAAUGUGCACAGGCAGAGCAGUGCACAAGGGCCAGCUGAGGAGGGAGCAGCGCAAACACAAAGGUGCCGAGGAUCAAGACCCACUACACACCUUGGCAGCAUCGUCAGACCGGAGGACCACCCGUUCCAGCAGCUCCAGCGGGACAUGGGUACAGCGGGAGCUGUCUGGAAUGCGGCAAAGUAUUAAUGACUGUCUUGACCGGGUGGCGAUGUUGCUGCGGCGUCUCAGGCGCAUCCCCUCAAAUCUGGAGAGGAUUGCUGCAGCCAUGGUGCGUGGGCCUCCAAACGCACCACCUGCUCCUGUUGUGCCACUUCCUCCUCCUGUUGUAACCGUUCCUCCUCCUGUUAUGCCUCUUCCUCCUCCCCCCAGUCCAUCUCCGUCCACCUGCUCCACCAGGAGCACAUCGCGCAUUGCCAGGACCCUCACGUGUCCAAUCCCGCCGUAGCG
Molecule: messenger RNA, 1157 nt
Organism: Alosa alosa (allis shad)
Lineage: Eukaryota; Metazoa; Chordata; Actinopteri; Clupeiformes; Clupeidae
Product: mitochondrial fission regulator 1-like
Exons: 2
Coding region: 712-1155 (147 amino acids)
Source: RefSeq, a predicted model, not a curated record